CUUCUGCUCUCCCUCCCUUCUCAAGGCUUCCUCCUGCAGUCCAGCUCACCAGGACCAGGAGGAACAAAGAAGUUGCAUCGAACACAGCUGAGUUCCUCCCUCUUCCCUGAAAUGCGCCCGGCAGCUAGAAAGGAGCAGCUAGCGGGCGGGCUGCCCAUACGUCGUUGAGCACCGCGGAGACGGCCGGGAGCAGGGGGGGCGGGAGGGAUAGUGGCGGCCUCUGCUGCUGCUGGUCGAGGCUUCGAUUCCGGGCGGGGGCUGGUGGUCUCGAGAAUCCCGGAGGGAAGGGAGCGAGCGCAAAGAUAGAUACCUAAGCGGGCCGCUUCCGCUGCACAGCCACAGGCAUGGGGUGCGGGGCGUCGAGCCACAAGGACGCCGGGGCGCGCCGGAGACGGCCUGGGAGCGUCGGCGACGUGGUCGUUUUCCUCCCGGGCCUCCGGGUGCCGAGGGCCGUCGACUUCGCCCAGGCGCUCGGCGGCUGCCUGGCCAGGGCUAUAGUCGAGCGGCUGUCGGCUCUGAGGUCGCGGGUCGUCGAGAUGGCAAUGCAAGAAUCGGCGGCGGCGCUCAAGCCCAGGCGGAAGGCGGCUGCACGGCACGGGUCUAGUACAGCCAAUCUUCUACAGGCCCUCGAAGACUACUUGCCAGUUCUGCUGGGACUAGCACAACAAGGUAGCGUCUUGAGACACAAAGUGCAGUUCACCUGGAGUAACCAAGAGGAUAAUGCUGAGGAGACAGCCAUUUCAGAUGUCUGGUACGAGGUGCUGUCCGUGCUGCACUUGAUGGCCAUGGUCUGCUUGCUGCAGGCCAACACCCUGCUUCUCCCAAGGUCAUACGGCGAUGGCUACGCCCCAAGAGUUUCUGAAGAGAGUAGACGGGCCACUGUUGAUGUCUUCUUGAAGGCAGCUGGAUACCUAGACUGCGCAAUUCGUCAUGUACUUCCGAAGAUGCCACUGGAACUAAGGAGACAACUUCCAGUCGACCUGGCUGAAGGAAAUCUCAAAGCUCUAAGCCUGCAAGCCUUGGGUCAGGGGGUUGACAUGCAGCUCGGCUUGGCUAUUGAUAGUCCAAAGGCCACUUUAGCAGUCAAAAGGCGCUUAGCCUGUGAGAUGGUCAAAUAUUGGCAACAAGUUCAAGAGAGCAUUCCAGAGCUUCCAGUCUCUGAUGGAUGGGGAAAAAAGCACCGGCUAUUUGUAAAGUGGAAGUAUGUUGAAGCCAAGGCUGCAGCAUACUAUUUCCACGGUUUGAUUCUUGACGAGGGAAAUACCGAGAAAUCCCAUGGAAUGGCAAUAGCUGCACUACAAGCUUCAGAAGAAUUUCUGAAAGAAAGCAAAAUGGUUUCGGAAGCCUUCCAUGCAACUCCUCCAACAUCGAGGAGUCCGAAUGCAUUCGGAACAGCAAAAUAUCUGUUUGACAAGAUCCCAAGAGAUGCUUCCAGCAAGGUCCGAAUCAAACAGGACCUGUAUACUCAAGAAAAGGUCAUUGGAGCACCACCCCCAUUACCAGAUUUUGCAUUGGCGCUAACACCUGAAGAUUAUGAUCUUCCUCCACUAGAUCCACUUUGGAACAAAGAAGAUACACACCAUUAAGUGUCUAUACAGCAGAUUGGUUGCUUCUGGCAAAAAAUUGGCUCUGGAGAGAAAGGAGGACCAAGAUCUACCAUGUCAAAGGUCGAACAUGGUAACAAAUGAAGUGUACAAAAUAUUUUCAAACAAAAUUACAUGUCAACAAAAUUAAGCAAGGCUUGAAGAUAAUCUGAAGAGCUCUGUACAGGCAAUUUUCUUCUGACAAGGGAAAUGAUAUGUCAAAGGGUUCAUUGAUCAUUGUCGAUCCUGAUUCCUGAUGCUUUUAUUUUUUCAACAACAGAUUUUCAGCAUUCGAAAUGGAACUGGAAUCAGCCUCUGAUCGAAGUGGAAACCUUUUUUUAGUCGUAAACAUUUACAUUGGCACCUUAAAAUAUACUCUGGAAC
Molecule: messenger RNA, 1967 nt
Organism: Zea mays
Lineage: Eukaryota; Viridiplantae; Streptophyta; Magnoliopsida; Poales; Poaceae
Exons: 12
Coding region: 345-1586 (413 amino acids)
Source: RefSeq, marked validated